AUGAUCAAUAAGCCUUAUGCGUCCUUGGUAGGCAGCUUGAUGUAUGCACAAGUUUGCACAAUACCUGAUUUGGCUUUUGCCAUCAGUGUGCUGGGAAAAUAUCAAUCGAAUCUAGGUGAACAACAUUGGGUUGCAGUGAAGAAAGUGUUAAGAUACUUGCAAAGGACAAAAUCCUUUAUGUUGGUUUACAAGAAAGUAGAGAACUUGGAACUAGUUGGCUACACUGAUGCUAACUUUGCAGGAUGUGAGGAUGACAGGAGGUCCAUGAGUGGUUACUUAUUCUUCUUAGCAGGAGGAGUUGUAUCAUGGAAAAGUGCUAAACAAAAGGCACUAGCCACGUCAACCAUGGAGGCUAAAUUUAUAGCAUGUUUUGAAGUUACCAAGAGGGACUUGUGGUUAAGAAUUUAA
Pyrus x bretschneideri (Chinese white pear) is the source of this 408-nucleotide messenger RNA. Its product is annotated as secreted RxLR effector protein 161-like. The record is from RefSeq and is a predicted model, not a curated record. NCBI's taxonomy places the organism in Eukaryota, Viridiplantae, Streptophyta, Magnoliopsida, Rosales, Rosaceae. The transcript has a single exon. Bases 1 to 408 code for a protein of 135 amino acids.